GAAAAGGUGGAGAGAAGACGCUUGUGGCGCCAUCACAAUAGGUGCCCUCCUCUCUCAACCUGUCUCAUCACAAGCCCAGACACAGCAACGUUUUAAAGUGCUGAAACUAAAGCACUUAAGUCUAAUUCUGCGGAACAGCAAAUCGUUUUGGAAUAUCACCCAGAUAGAGCAGGACUGAAGUAUUUGACGGAGGCAAAACUCUUCCUAUGGCAAAUGACACAGAGAAUGACCCAUGCCACAGCAAUCUGCACAUUGACAAGGGGAACCCGCGCAUCAGCGCGAUCAUGUUCUCCGCGGGAGUGAUAGGGAACUUGUCCGCUUUGAUCCUUUUGGAGAUCCGCCGCAGGAAGUACCAGAGCCGGCAGCGACUGUCGCUCUUUCACGUUCUGGUCACCACGCUGGUCGUCACGGACUUGAUGGGCACCUGUCUGGUCAGCCCUUUUGUCCUGGCUGCCUAUUCCUUAAACACCACCAUUAUUGCUAUGAUUAACACUGAACCACCUGCAAUGUGUGAGUAUUUUGGAUUCUGUAUGACUUUUUUCAGCUUGGCCACAUUAUUUCUCCUCUUCGCCAUGGCGCUCGAGCGAUGCCUCUCAAUUGGCUACCCCUACUUCUACGGGCGGCACAUCACUAAACGUUGUGGAUAUAUCACCAUUCCUUUCAUCUAUUUAGUUUGCGCGGUGUUUUGCAUCAUGCCCUUUUUGGGUUUCGGGGACUACGUGCAGUAUUGCCCGGGCACGUGGUGCUUCAUUGACAUGAAUCCGUUAAUGCCCGAAGACCGUGUUUACCCAGUCCUGUACGCAACUGUUAUGCUCAUUUUAGUCCUUUCUGUAGCAGCUUGUAACGCCUUUGUCGUUUAUCACCUGGUUUUGAUGUACCGGAGGCGCAAACUAAACGGGGGAUCCGUGACAACUCGGAGUAAGAAGGACCGGAGAGUCCUCUCCAUGUCCGAAGAGGUCGAGCAUCUCAUCGUACUGGUGUUCAUGACGGGGAUAUUCAUGAUUUGCUCCCUUCCUCUGGUGAUCCGUGUGUACAUAAACUCCGUGGGCCAGCGGAAAGAGAGCCACAAGACGGACCUCAUCGCCCUCCUCUUUCUCUCCACCAACUCCAUCGUGGACCCCUGGGUGUUCAUCUUCCUCAGCCCGUCAGUGCUGCGCUUCUUCUGGGGAGCGUUGUGCAAGGUGCCCCUCCUGCGCUCCAGGUAGUCCUUCUUCAAGUCUUCCAUGGGGAAGGACACGCACGCCCAGCUGGAGCUGUGCCAUCCCAGUGCUUCCUCUGAGUUCACCCAUGUCCACGCAGAUGGUUUGACCUGCUGAUGUAUUGGACCUGAUUGGGGCCUUGUAAUAGCCUCCGAAGGGAGUAGCCACUCAGAAUAGAGCUGCUGCCCACAUGUCCCGGCCCGCCUAGUGGUCUGGUUCUAUGGCGGGGGGGAGAGGUGUUGAGCUACUUAGGGGCAACAGCUGGACAAGCGGAGCAGCAACCUACACAUUCCCGCAAACGUAGGCUGCUGCUGCCGCGUUCUUGUUUCAGGACGAGCUCCGAGAGGCUCAAAUCGGAAGCCUCCGGAGGCCAGCAGCAGACGGACAGUUGUCCUCGAACUCCAAGGAGAGUGGGCUUGCAGUACGGGUCACGUUCUUCAAAGCACCACACGUUAUUUGUUCCUACAGCACAGACUCCCAAACCAGAGGCCGCUACAAGGACAGCGACAUAGGAUUCACAACACUGAAGGGACUGAAUCAGAUGAGGACUGUUCCUUCCAUAUGAGGUGAUCAUGUUCCAGAGGCGUGCGUUGUUGGCGCCAUGCCCUUUUUAGCAUGUGCCCCGGGACUCCCAGGGAAGUUUAUUUGUAUUGGGGUGUUCCUUCCGCUAUCAUAUGCCAUCCUCGUGGUGUUGGGGAAUUGCGUAUCAUGAUCAGAACAGUCAGAGACUUCAUCCAUGCGACGCAAGCUGGAUUCAUGCACACACUAUCCCUGCUCCCUGCAGCUAUGAUCUGUUCACCUUUCCUCCCACUGGGUGCUCACCUCAAAGAGCCAAAGGGCAAGGGCUCGAGCAUGACAUUUCAUUUUUGACACACUGAUUUUUUGUCAGACGGUUGAGCGGCGCUACGAACUUCGAACCAGAUGUUGGUUAUUUGAAGUUGGGUAGCAUGCAAAAUGUAUGCGGGGGAUGUUAUGCUGGAAUCGUGAGAAGAUGAAGGAGGUGUCCUCUGUAUUCUUGAGGUUUCUUUGUGAUGAAAUGACAGCCUGACUAUUUAUUAUUAUGUGUGUUCAGAUCUCAUUGAUGUAUUAGUGCACCUGCAGGUGACAAGGAGCUUAUGAUGUUCAGUGUGCAGUUCUAAAUCUGUCGUUCCCGUGUGUACGUGUGUGUGUCAGUGUCAAAGAGAUGGCACCGAAAACAGAUGAUGUUUACAGGGAAUCCCUACUAUGUACCUAUUAUACCUAUUGUUCAUGUAUUCGCGUUAAUCAGUACUGCGGAAGAUCCUGAUUGAGACUGACAGACGUGUAUUAAUGUACAUGUGCCAGCGCGCGUGUGUGCGCCAGUGUGUGUGUGUGUACGUUUGUGCAUUUGUGUGUAUGCAUGUGUUAACACUCCUGUAAAUAUGCGCCUGACUCAUCCAUCCGUCAGCCUUUAUCCGUCAAACCCUUUCUGGAACCCCACCUCCUGUCAUAGGCCCACGUCGGGGAUGGCAUCCAGAUGUGUGUGUUAACAAAGUUAGACUCUUAACCACCCCUUUAAAAAGUUAUUACUCUUCCGUAAUCAAAACAAACUGAGGGAUCUGACUAGCUCCACCAAUAGAACCUACACAAGCAAAUCAGAUGCUCAUGUGGCCUUUGGGAGACCACAUUGAAUUAACAACAUGCAGAGCCUUGAAUUGGAUCACUAGUCACGAAUACUAACGAAAUAAACAGAAUAAUGACAUCAUAAUUAUAUAGCGUUAAUUACAUCGUAGCUGGCUCCCCGGGAACAGGCAUGCGAUUUCGAUUACAAAUGCGAUUAAUUCUGUUUAUUCUCUGGAUUGAUUAAUAAAGCCGAUUACUCAUGGCAUUUGUAAGUCCUGGGUCGUGUUCAUUAGGCACAGAACAAAAGAUACAUGGACCGAAACGGAGGAACUAGCUGAACUUUUCCAAUAAGAAAAGCUCAAUUUCGGUUUUAUCUGCAAAACAUUUACCCAUAGAGCCUUUGAGGUUGGAGAUGCCAUAGCUAAGGUCUGUUAUGGUAAGGCGGCCUAAGGCCCCUUGCCUCGUGGGAGAAUGUUGAUUGGAUUUAUAUAAUCAAGCUCCUGCAAUGAACCUCCUCUUCCAGAGUUCCUUCAGAAAGUACUCACCCCCCUUAACCUUUUCCACAUUUUGUUGUGUUACAAAGUGAGAAUAAUU
This is a messenger RNA of Salvelinus sp. IW2-2015, 3374 nucleotides long. Its product is annotated as prostaglandin E2 receptor EP2 subtype-like. The record is from RefSeq and is a predicted model, not a curated record. Lineage: Eukaryota; Metazoa; Chordata; Actinopteri; Salmoniformes; Salmonidae. Gene Ontology annotation, biological process: inflammatory response; adenylate cyclase-activating G protein-coupled receptor signaling pathway; positive regulation of cytosolic calcium ion concentration. Gene Ontology annotation, molecular function: thromboxane receptor activity; prostaglandin E receptor activity. Gene Ontology annotation, cellular component: plasma membrane.